AUGUCUGCUCCUGAAGAUGAUUUUGCUAGCAACAUUGAUGAACAAUUGCUUAACAGUGUUGAUUCCCAUCAUGACUCCAGAAUUAAGUUAGAAGAUAUUGCCCAUGCUGCUGGUGUAUCCGAUACAACAAAAGCACAACAACAACAACAAAAGGCCCUGCAGCAGCAACAAUCCCAUCAACAACAACAACAACUGCUGCAGCAGCAGCAAUCACAACAGUUUGAACAACAACCGGCGUUAAAACAAGAGUUAAAACGCCAAACUAAAAGAAACAAUAGGGCGUCUGCAAAUACAUUACCAAGUCAACAACAACCCCAACCUCAACCCCAGCCACCAACUUUAGAUGAAGAUGAAUUCAGAAAAUUCCAAUUACAACAACAAGCGCAACAAACAUCGGAACAAUUUGUAAGACAACAACAACAAGCCUUGGCUGCUGCUGCCGCUGCUGCCGCUGGAUUAAACAAUUAUGGUAAUCCUCAUUCAUCACGCCAACAACAUCAUCAUCAUGGAGGACCACAAUUACCUGACUUGUCGGCCCCAUCCACUGAUGAGUUAGCGGAGUAUAAUAUUCAAAUUCCUGAUCCUAUAAUUGAUAACAAACUGAAAAUUUUUCCUGUUGAGGAGAAUACAAUCACUGCUGAAGGUAAUUUAAUUACGCGUCCUUAUCCUGAACAAAUUUUCCAAAGUCGUGAUGACUUGAAUGAAUUUAUUGCUGAUUUUGCUAGAGAUAAUGGGUUUGGUGUUGUUAUUGCUCAUUCAAACAAGAAAGCCAUUUACUAUACUUGUGAAUUAGGUGGUCGCUAUCGUCACAAGAAAUCGAAAAAAAUCGAUGAACUGAAACAAGUUGAUGUUGGUGAAGGUUAUAUGUUGGAUCCAGAUACCAAAACCAAGAAAUUGAAAUGUCCAUAUGCCAUGACUGCUUCGUAUAAGAAAUCGACGGGGAUUUGGACAUUAAGAACUACUUGUAAUGAACAUAAUCAUCCCCAGUUGGAUCCUUUGAGUAAUCACCCAAUGCUUCGUAAACGAAGUGAUGAAUUAAAUGUAUUGAUUUUGGAUUUGUAUAAAUUGGGAACUAAACCAUCUCAUAUUGAAUCCAAAAUUAGAGAACUGUAUCCUGAACUUAUUAUCAAACGAGAGGAUAUUUAUAAUGAAAUUAGAGGAUACAAGCGUAAAUUAAAGAAACAAAAUUCACGAUUCGGGUUCAACAAUCCAUCAAGAAUUGCUAAUGCUCAAUACAGGAAGAAAGCAGCACAGCAAGCUGCUGCUACUGCUGCUGCCGCUGCUGCCGCUGGUACAGGCUCUAGCGGCGCCAAUGGUAAUGGAGGAGUUAUUGUAAAUGGAUCAGGAGGUAGUAAUGAUCAAGCUGAUGCCGUGGCUGCUGUUGCUGCUGCUGCUAAUGCCAAUGCAUUUUUGGGUGAUGGUCAAGAUAUUACCAGUUAUGAAGCGUUCCAUAAUCAACAACAACAACAACAACAGCAACAGAAUCAACAAGACCAACGAAAUCAACAAGCACAGCACUUGCAACAGCAACAGCAACAAGCCCAAGCGCAAAACCAAAAUCAAUCCCAAGAUCAAGCUCAACAGCAACAGCAACAACAAGAGGAAUUUCAACGUCAAUUCGUUGCUGCUACUCAAGCCCAACAACACCAGCUCGAUGAACAUCAAUAUCAACAAUACCAACAGCACUUACAAGACCAUCAUCAUCUUCAACAUCCACAACACCAUCAUCAUGGAUUGAAUGAUUCUGAUGGAGGCGCUUCUGCCGCUGCUGCCAUUGCUGCUGUUGCCGCAGCUAAUGUCGGAGUAAAUGUAGGAGAAGGAGGCCGUCAACAUCAUCUUCAACAACAUCACCAUCAUCAGCAUCCUCAGCAUCAACAUAAUCCGUAUCUGGAUAAUGGUGAUUUGUCGAUGGAUAAUAUCGAUUCUCGAUUAGUUGGCGAAUAA
Molecule: messenger RNA, 1944 nt
Organism: Lodderomyces orthopsilosis Co 90-125
Lineage: Eukaryota; Fungi; Ascomycota; Pichiomycetes; Serinales; Debaryomycetaceae
Exons: 1
Coding region: 1-1944 (647 amino acids)
Molecular function (GO): DNA-binding transcription factor activity, RNA polymerase II-specific
Source: RefSeq, a predicted model, not a curated record